CAGCAGCAGGUUUUGCUGGAUGAAGGAAGCAGAGCGGCAGGUUUCAGCUUUAAACCUCCAGUGUUUUUUUUUUUGUUUUGUUUUGUUUUGUUUUACUUCUGCGUGCGAUUAAGUUCGUUUGAGGAUUGAAGACACGUAUCAGGAUGGCAGCAGCUUCGACAGAUUCGGGGCAGGGGACCGCUAAAAUAACUCCUGAAGUGCUUCAGGAGAUGCUCCAGCUCUACAACCUGAGCCGCCAGGAGUUCAUCAACACUUACAACAUCCAGCCGCUCGUCUACAUCCCCGAGUUGCCGUACAGCGCUAAGACCACCUUCGUGAUCAUGUACGUGGUUAUUUUCGUCCUGGCUCUGGCUGGAAAUAGUUUGGUCAUCUACAUAGUUGUGAAGAAACGGGCGAUACAAACGGCGACAGAUAUUUUCAUUUGCUCUCUGGCGGUCAGCGACCUGCUCAUCACUUUCUUCUGCAUACCUUUUACUUUGCUGCAGAACAUCUCUUCUGAAUGGUUCGGGGGGGUUCUGGUUUGCAAGACAGUUCCUUUUGUACAGACUACAGCCAUAGUGACAGGCAUCCUCACAAUGACCUGCAUUGCCAUUGAGAGGUACCAGGGGAUUGUCUUUCCCCUGAAAAUGAGGAGACAAUACUCGUCCAAAAGAGCAUACAAGAUGCUAGGGCUUGUAUGGAUUGCCUCAGUGAUUGUGGGUUCACCAAUGCUGUUUGUGCAACAGUUACAGGUGAAGUACGACUUCUUGUACGAUCAUUACCACGUUUGCUGUCAGGAGAGUUGGCGCUCUCUGACUCACAGGCAGGUGUACACCACCUUUAUCAUGGUGGCCCUUUUCCUGCUCCCUUUGGCAGCCAUGCUGUUCCUCUACACGCGUAUUGGCAUCGAGUUGUGGAUCCGCAAGAGGGUGGGCGACUCCUCAGUCCUCAACACCAUGAACCACAGGGAGAUCAGUAAGAUCUCAAGGAAAAAGAAAAGAGCCGUUAAAAUGAUGAUCACCAUCGUUCUGUUAUUCACCAUCUGCUGGGCACCAUUCCACACAGUCCACAUGCUGUUUGAGUAUUAUGACCUGGAAAACAAAUAUGACGGAGUCACGGUAAACAUGAUCAUCGCCAUCGUUCAGGCCAUCGGGUUCUUCAACAGCUUCAACAAUCCCAUAGUGUAUGCCUUCAUGAACGAGAACUUCAAGAAGAGCUGCGUCUCCACCCUUUCACACUGCAUCAGAAAACCGAACCAGCAGGGCGGUGCUGCGGUGGCGCCCAAACUGAGCGUGCAGUUCAUCAAACCCCAAAGCAGAGAAGCCUUCCUGGACGCAGAUGAAGGCAAUAGCUCGAAGCAACACUCAGCAGAGAAAGGCCCUUCAAGUUCGUCGCAUGGAGAAAGCUCCCUGGAAAUAAUAGGAGAAAAAAUCUCCACCAUCCAAACAGAGCUCGCUGCAAACAGCUCCACGCAAGUCAAAUGAGAAGGAAGUGGCUCAUAGUUCAAGCUGUUUAGCUGUUGGACUCGACCUUCCUGUUUGCUGUCAGUCACUGGUAAAUGACAGUAAAAGCUGUAGGUGCAUCCGAUGUGAAAUGUUGUGUCUCACAGUUGCGGUUCAAACAAAAAACCAACAGCUUGAAAACAUAUCUGAGGUGCCAGAGAGUGUUUUUCUUUUCAUCCUGGUCAGGAGUACAGCAGGGAAGGAAACGAAGGAAUUCCAAAAAAAAGAGUCAGUUUUCCUGUGAAGACUGCAAUGGGUGCUAUCAGGACACAGCGGUCAGCAGUGAUACACCACCUCUGGAUCGAGAAAUCGUUUCCGUUGACAUGUCUCUGACAUCUGCAAGUUCCUCAGCCUCCCUCAGGGAGCAGUUAAUGAUGAUGUCAGAGGGAAACGUUACACUGCGGUAUUAUGGUGGGAACUGCUUAGAUAUGACAACAAAGAGGACAUUAGACAUUACACAGCCACGCUUUUAGCAGCAAAAGAAAAGCAAAUGUCAGCUAUACAGCAUGGAACUCAGUUCAGGUUAAUGCAAUGAUUUAUUCUGAAAUCCUUUGGAGAUCAGACAUCACCUCUUUGUAAAACUCCAAUCUGAUAAUCACGAAAACCCUCGUUGUUAGGAGAGCAAAUCCUGCUUUGCACUUUUCUUUCAGUUAAACAGUUUUAUUAUUUCAUGUAAUGUGUGGAAAACUAUUUUAACUUUAUACUGCCAAACCGAGUAGUUAGAUCAACAGAUAGCCAUGCAAGCACAGCCCUUUUACAGUUUUUUUUUUUUUUUUUUUAAAGGGACAAGCUGAAAUAGAGGACUUCAUGCCUCAAUCUUUGAAACAGAGUUAAAUGUUCAGCCUUUUUUUUAGACCAAACCCAAUCACAUACAAAACACGUCAUUCAUUAUUUUGAUGCUAGAGUGAAUCAGAUUCACUCGACUGUACCCUAAAUUAGUGAAGCUUUUUGAUGUUAGAUAUGAGACACAGUUUAACAUAACUCUGGUUUAUACAUUCAUUUAGUCAUGACAAGAUGAAUCAAAGCCACUUUUAGAGAAUUUGUAGGUCUGAACCUUUAAAUGUGCCCCCCCACCCCCACACACACAGGACAAAAUUGGUUUUACAACUAAUGUGUUUGCUUAAUGUUGCUGUGGGAUAUUUUUGUAAUGUCGAUGUCUAAAUGCAGCUUAAGUGAAUGUUAUCAUCUCUUUGGUGUAUAUUUAAUGUCAGUUCCACGUUCUGUAAUGAUAUGUUCGGUACCAACAGCUUGGCUUUUAUUCACAGUUCUGUGCAGACUUUGAAGAUGUUGCAUUGAAAAUGAAAUUGUCAUUAAUUAAAAAAAAUAUAUUUUUUUAAUGCAGCUCUAUUCUCUGCUUGUGUCACACAAGUAUUAUCCUUUAACGACUGUGUCAGUGGCAUUUCUUAGAGAUUCUUUCUCACAUGCAAAAACAGGAUUUUGUUGCCAAUGUGGUCACAAUCUUUUUUAUUUUAAAUUUUACAUCAAAUAAAAAGAUCUAUUAC
This is a messenger RNA of Seriola aureovittata, 2983 nucleotides long. RefSeq names its product pyroglutamylated RFamide peptide receptor b (gene qrfprb). Gene Ontology annotation, biological process: G protein-coupled receptor signaling pathway. Gene Ontology annotation, molecular function: neuropeptide Y receptor activity; peptide binding. NCBI's taxonomy places the organism in Eukaryota, Metazoa, Chordata, Actinopteri, Carangiformes, Carangidae. The record is from RefSeq and is a predicted model, not a curated record. The transcript has 6 exons. The coding region runs from base 144 to 1463 and encodes 439 amino acids. Gene Ontology annotation, cellular component: membrane.